AAUGAAACGCAGGCAUAAACGGUGGGUACAGGGAACAUCGGAAAACGCUUCUGGAUUUCAAAUCUCUCGCCGGCUUCCGGUUCUGAAAAACAUCGGAAUCGCAAUUUCUCCGGUAGAUGGAGGCUAUUAGGAAACAGGCGACGAAGCUUAGAGAACAGGUCGCCAGACAACAGCAGGCUGUUCUUAAACAGUUUGGAGCUGGGGGAUAUGGAGGUUCAGAUAAUAUAAUUGCUGAUGAGGCAGAACUUCAGCAACAUCAAAAACUUGAGAAGCUUUACAUCUCAACACGUGCUGCCAAGCAUUUUCAACGGGAUAUUGUUCGUGGUGUAGAAGGACAUAUUUACACUGGGUCCAAACAAGUUGAAAUAGGGACAAAGUUGUCUGAGGAUAGCAGGAAAUAUGGUUCUGAAAAUACAUGUACUAGUGGUAAUACAUUAUCAAAAGCCGCUCUUGGUUAUGGGCGUGCUUGUGCUCAGAUGGAAAAGGAGCGUGGGAAUCUAUUGAAGGCAUUUGGCACACAGGUUGCUGAGCCAUUAAGAGCAAUGGUAAUGGGAGCUCCUUUAGAGGAUGCACGGCAUCUUGCCCAGCGAUAUGACAGGAUGCGACAAGAAGCUGAAGCUCAGGCUAUUGAAGUUUCAAAACGCCAAGCAAAAGUGAGGGAAACACCUGGGAAUGCUGAGAAUGUUAUGAAAUUGGAAUCUGCAGAAGCAAAACUAAAAGAUCUGAAAUCAAAUAUGGGAAUUUUAGGGAAGGAAGCUGUAGCAGCAAUGGCUGCAGUUGAAGUCCAACAACAAAGAUUGACUCUUCAGCGACUUAUUGCUAUGGUUGAAUCUGAACGUAUUUACCAUCAGAGAGUCUUGCAGAUACUUGAACAACUUGAAAACGAGAUGAUAUCAGAGCGUCAACGAAUUGAAGCGCCCCCUAGCCCAAGUGUGGAGAGCAUGCCACCACCUCCUUCAUAUGAGGAAGUUAAUGGAGUCUAUGCUUCUCAAAUGCACAAUGGGUCUACAGACAGCAUGGGAUACUUCUUAGGAGAGGUUAUGCAUCCAUACAAUGCUGAAUCUGAUGUGGAGCUGACUUUGUCAAUUGGUGACUAUGUUGUUGUCCGAAAGGUAACAAAUAAUGGCUGGGCUGAAGGCGAGUGCAAAGGAAAAGCUGGUUGGUUCCCUUAUGGAUAUAUCGAAAGAAGGGAACGUGUACUUGCAAGCAAGGUGGCGGAAGUUUUCUAAAGUUUUCUGGUCAUUGGCUUCCAGGAAGAAUACUUUGUGUGUAUUUCCGCCUCUUAUGUGUAUUCAAAGCCAGAGGGUAUGUUAUCGCCGACUCUUAGAAAAUUGCUUCUCUACCUACCUAUAUUUGAUGUCUUAUAGAUACCAGGAAUUUCUUUCUUUUUUCUUUUUUAAUUUUGGGUUGCAUAACGAGAGACAAUUCUCUCAUAUCCACUCACAUGUAAUAUAACUUGAAUUCAAAAUUUUUUAUUUCAACGGAAUGAGAUUACUAUUAAACUACUUAAAUCAUU
This is a messenger RNA of Rubroshorea leprosula, 1516 nucleotides long. The record is from the annotation of a GenBank genome assembly. Lineage: Eukaryota; Viridiplantae; Streptophyta; Magnoliopsida; Malvales; Dipterocarpaceae.